AUGGAUCACCAGUUUCUUGGUGUCGAGCCUGUGGAUCAGCUCCACCCGACCUCUCCGCAUCUCCCCGUUCCUAACCGUGUGAUGAUGCCCUCCAAGGCUGUUCCCACCACGUUCCCAAUGAGCUCCAACGUACCUAUGGCUCCCAUGAUGCUGACUUUGGGUUCCAAACAAAUGCAUGCUUUCGAUAUACCCACAAUGGGCUCGCAACACCUACUCCAAUCAGAUUUAAGGUAUCCGAUUGGAUUUCUGAGCGAUGGAAUGGUUGUGCCGCAACAGGCGAUUAUGGGUCAAGUGGGACAGUUUGGACAGGUUGGACAAGUGCAACCAUUACUGUCUUCGACUCAGAUGCAGCAGCAACAUGCGGCUGCCCAGGUCCAGCAAGUUCAACAGCAAGUUCAGCAGCACCAACUCCAGCAAGCACAAGCUCAAGCUCAAGCACAAGCUCAAGCUCAAGUUCAAGCACAAUCUCAGCAAGCACAGCAACCUCAUUCUCAUCAAUCUCAGUCCCAAUCUCAGCUUCAGGAAGACCCCGACGUCAAAGAUGAAGGCGAGAAAGGACUUCUUUCCAGAAUACCGCCUCUUCAUGUUCAGCAGCAAAUCGUCAACCAGCUGGCUCAAAUCGUUAACCAGCUGCCAGAAGAAGAUUCUCAACCAAAGGACCAUAAUGGUGAGCAGAUGCUCCAGCUGCUUUGUUCGCGGUGCAAAAAGGAGUUUUUUCAACCGGUAAUCAUUCCCCAGGCACCUUCUGGGGGCAGAAACUCCAAAGCAUUGGCUGAACCCAAGCUUUUCAGAUUGUGUCAGCAUUGCAGAGACCUCCAGCGCCAAAGACUGAGACGGUGGCAGAAAAAAACCAGAGACAAGUCAGGAGCCUGUCGUCGUUGUGCCAAUGAGAUUCCUCGCGACCAACAAAAGUAUGUACUUUGUCCCACUUGUAGACAAAGUCUUCGGUCGAGAAAAGCUAAUAGGGCAGCCCUGGGCCGGUGCGUGCACUGCUCGGGUCCGCUUUCAUCUUCCAUCAUCACAUCGGAAACUAAUGGCAAUAAUAAGCCCAAAUUCAAGGUGUGCGAACGGUGUCGAGAAAACGACAAAAUUCGUCGAAGCAACCUUGAAAAAUUGGGCAAUUGCAAUCGGUGCGCCAAACCUUUGGAUCAGGAAGAUGUAGGCAAGCAUAAGGUUUGUGUCAAUUGCAGACUGCGCAAGCGUCGUCAACACCAAAAUUCCGUCAGUCCUCCUCCAUCGGCUCUCAAUGAUACUAUUAUGAUGAUGCCAAUGAAUGGAUUUGGAUACCAGCAACAACAAUACCCAAUGGUGCACAUGCCUCCACAACCACAGCCUGUAACCCAUGGGCAAUAUCCACAAACCAACGAAUGGCGCCUGUCUUAUCUGGGCCGGGUUCUGGACUUUAACAUGGUUCGGCAAGCACCGCAGUGA
Messenger RNA from Meyerozyma guilliermondii ATCC 6260, 1431 nucleotides. RefSeq names its product Wor3p (gene WOR3). The transcript has a single exon. The coding region runs from base 1 to 1431 and encodes 476 amino acids. Lineage: Eukaryota; Fungi; Ascomycota; Pichiomycetes; Serinales; Debaryomycetaceae. The record is from RefSeq and is a predicted model, not a curated record.